GGCAACAGUGAGGUCACAAGCAGCAAGGGAAGGCCACCAGGAUCGCAGAGAUGCGCUUCUGUGUUGGGUGGAGGCGAAUCAUCACCAGCAACGGCUUAUCUCGGGACUGCUUGAAAGAAAUACAAACCCCUGUUUAUCAAGACCCUUAGUGUUGAGUUUAUCGGCAUAUUAUCGGAAGCUGACACAGUUCUUAAUGCCAUGAGAUUCAAGGCUGUCCCUUGGUCAUUAACACGUACGCAGAGAAACAAGCGUGGCCCAGAGCAGCGUGGGGUGCGCGGCUGUUCAGAGUCAGACUGGCAGAGGCGGGAGCCCCAGGGAAGAGGACCAGCCGCCCCGCGCAGUGGGCAGCGCCGGCCGGAGGGAGGAAGCCGGGAGCGCCCCCGCCCCGCCCGCGCCCCAUUUAAACCACAGGGCGGAGGCCGCGCCUCCCGCCCGCCCGCAGGUGAGUGUCGCCAGACCCGGGACCAUGCCCGCCGACCUCAGCGGCACCUGGAACCUGCUCUGCAGCGACAACUUCGAGGGCUACAUGCUGGCCCUAGCUUCUGCCAAACUGCCGGGAGAAGAAAGGCAACUUGUCCUUUGGACAAAGACGAGCUUACUUGGAGGAGCUGGCCUGCAAUUGGAGAAUUCCUGGUGCACCCUCCGGUAGCCAGAGAGACCCAGGGUGCAGUGCUCCAGGCAGGGAGGAGCCCUGUGUAAGUGACCACAGAUGUUGGCCAAGUGGCCCAGGUGGUGGUGUUACCAACUUGCCCCAAGUCACCGCACAAACUGGGGUUUGAAGGCAA
Messenger RNA from Lemur catta (Ring-tailed lemur), 785 nucleotides. RefSeq names its product retinol binding protein 7 (gene RBP7). The record is from RefSeq and is a predicted model, not a curated record. The coding region runs from base 199 to 699 and encodes 166 amino acids. Gene Ontology annotation, biological process: fatty acid transport. NCBI's taxonomy places the organism in Eukaryota, Metazoa, Chordata, Mammalia, Primates, Lemuridae. Gene Ontology annotation, cellular component: cytosol; nucleus. Gene Ontology annotation, molecular function: fatty acid binding. The transcript has 2 exons.